GCAGACCCUGCCUGCCACACCCAUGGAGGUGGGAGGCAAGGAGACGAUCUACAUCGAGGACGAUUCCCCCGUGGAAAAUCAUCCCCGCGUGGAGGAUUCCCCCGUGGACGCCGGAUUCGACGAGCUGGGCUCCGAGGACGAAAUGGAGCUGAUCAAGGUGGCUGACCGCGUCGGCAACGCCGCUGACCGCGCCAGCGACUCCCGCGACGAUGACCUGGACGAGGGGGUCAAGUUCGACGAUCUGGACGAGGAGGUCAAAUUCGACGACCUGGACGAAGAGGCCGAGCUCGACGACCUGGAUGAGGAGGAUGAGCUCGAGCUCAUGAAAUUGGCUGACCGGGCCGCGGCUUCUCUGCCUCCGCAGUAAGGGCUCACUGAACCGCGGGCCCUUUUGAUGAGCUCGAGGAGAGCGAGGUGACUUUAUUCACAUCCUGAGUAAAAGGGACAGGCAUGCAGCACGAGUAGGCCAAAGGGCAGCCAAGGGGGAGGGAUAUCUCAGUCAAGGGCUUCCCUGACAAGUUUAGUAUAUCUGGCAU
This is a messenger RNA of Thermothielavioides terrestris NRRL 8126, 536 nucleotides long. RefSeq lists its product as uncharacterized. The transcript has a single exon. Bases 23 to 367 code for a protein of 114 amino acids. NCBI's taxonomy places the organism in Eukaryota, Fungi, Ascomycota, Sordariomycetes, Sordariales, Chaetomiaceae. The record is from RefSeq and is a predicted model, not a curated record.